Psilocybe cubensis is the source of this 645-nucleotide messenger RNA. RefSeq lists its product as uncharacterized. Bases 1 to 645 code for a protein of 214 amino acids. The record is from RefSeq and is a predicted model, not a curated record. Gene Ontology annotation, cellular component: cytoplasm. NCBI's taxonomy places the organism in Eukaryota, Fungi, Basidiomycota, Agaricomycetes, Agaricales, Agrocybaceae. The transcript has 5 exons. Gene Ontology annotation, molecular function: glutathione binding; glutathione transferase activity.
AUGGUAUUGAAACUCUACGGCGUAUCUCAGUCCAGGGCCACCGUCCGGGCGGCAACUAUAUUGGUGGAGAAAGGCGUCCCAUUUGAAUUCAUUUCAAUCGACUUUGCAAACAAGCAACACAAGUCGCCAGAGUAUCUGAAGAAGCAGCCGUUUGGCCAGGUUCCAUAUAUUGACGAUGAUGGAUUCAUUUUAUAUGAGAGCCGUGCCAUUGGACGCUACAUCGCCGAGAAGUAUGCGGAUCAAGGACCAGCGCUUAUUCCGACAGAGUUGAAAGCAAAGGCACUUUUCGAGCAAGCGGCCUCAAGCGAACUCGCUAACUUUGAUCCAUACGCAUCGCAAAUAUGGAGAGAAGUUGUCAGACCAAAAAAACUUGGCCAAGAACCAAAUCUCGCUGCCUUCGUCAAAGCAGAUAGUGACCUUUCUGCCAAAUUAGAUGUUUACGACACCAUUCUAUCUAAGCAAAGGUAUCUGGCUGGUAACGAAAUCACUCUUGUUGACCUUUUCCAUCUCCCGUUUGGAUCAGGACUGCCGUUGGCAGGAAGUGAGCUGCUGGACAAAAAACCUAACGUCGCACGAUGGUGGCAAGACAUUAGUUCACGCCCUGCUUGGAUAGCAGUUAAAGACGGGGUGAAGAGUACAGCGUAG